Molecule: messenger RNA, 2722 nt
Organism: Lacerta agilis (Sand lizard)
Lineage: Eukaryota; Metazoa; Chordata; Lepidosauria; Squamata; Lacertidae
Gene: UTP14A
Product: UTP14A small subunit processome component
Exons: 14
Coding region: 100-2262 (720 amino acids)
Biological process (GO): rRNA processing
Cellular component (GO): small-subunit processome; nucleolus
Source: RefSeq, a predicted model, not a curated record
AUUUGCUCCCUGCCUGGGCUUGACCAUCCACGUGCUCAACCUCCCUUCCUAGACUGAAGAAAAAGGGAAGGGGGUUAUUGGGGUGUCUGAGCUCCCCCCAUGGCGGCUGCAGAAGAGGAACAUCCCUUGAGGAACGAGCUGGUCAUGAGUGAGGACGAUGAGGAGAAGGAGGUAGAAAAUGAAGAAGCAACAAAGAAGCACCACCAGCUUGUGGAUUCACUCACUGCCUUGGCUGGAGCGAAGAGACGGAGGGCAGUUGAACGCACUGAGGCGAGCAGACAGAUCUCGGAAUUUGAUCUUUGUGGUGGAGGUGCUAGAGAAAAAGUUCUCCUCUCAGAACUGCUGCAACCAGCUUCCAGCUCACCAGCUCUGGGUUCCAUUCAGAAGCAGCUGAAGAAAGCCCAGAACAAAAAAGCCACCCAACUCCCACUGAGCAAGGAGGAGAAUGAGCGGGUGGUGAGGGAAGCUGCCUAUACUCAGACAUCUCAAGCCCUGGCUAAGUGGCAUCCAGUGGUGCAGCAAAACAGAUGUGCUGAGCAGCUAGUCUUCCCAUUGCAACAGGAGAGAGUGACUGUCGCGCCCAUUGAGGAAGUGAUAAAUGGAUGGCAGGCACGAACACCCCUGGAGCAAGAAAUCUUUGAUAUUCUACACAAAGGAAAGCAGCCAGUGAAGGACCCGCUCCUGACGCCACAGGAGAAGUCCUCGCUGCAGGCCAUGAGUCUGGAGGAGGCACAGUUGCGACGUAUGCAGCGCCAGAGGGCUCGAGUCCUGCAGUCCUACUACGAGGCUAAGGCACGACGUCAGCGGAAGAUCAAGAGCAAAAGGUAUCACAGAAUGCUUAGGAAGAUCAGGAAACGCAAGGUGCUGAAAGAAUUUGAGAUGUUGCAGAAAAGUAACCCCGAGGCAGCUCUAGAAGAACUAGCUAAAAUUGAGAAAGCGCGUAUUGAGGAGAGGAUGAGCCUGAAACACCAGAACAAGGGCAAGUGGGCCAAAUCUACAGUCCUCAUGGCAAAGUACAACCUAGAGGCUAGGCAAGCCAUGCAGGAGCAGCUGGCCCGGAACAAAGAACUGACCCAGAAAGUACGCCCGGCAUCUGAUAGCGAGGAAGGUGGCAAUGACACUGACGCAGAGGGGGAUCUUGUGCCAAGUGUUAUCAAUGAGAGGCCUGCUGGGCUGGAUCCAGACAACCCCUGGAUGUUGGGAUGGCCCCACGCAGAGCCCAAGGAGGACCUUCCAGCUGCACCAGAAGACAGCGAAGAGAGUGAUGAAGAGAAGGAGCCACCUGCAACUGAGGAGGAGACUUUGCUGCAAGGCUUUGUUGCAGGUCUUAAUGGUGAAGAAGCGGUGCCCAUGCUGACGGACGUGGUUUUACCAGCACCUCCAAGUCCUGUGCCAGAGGGGCCGCUCCUGAGUGAGAAGCUGGAACGGCUUCGUACCUUAGAGGAUAUGGAGGCCAUGGAGCCAGAGGAAGUCCCACAGGAAAAUGGAAUGCCAGAAGUCAACGGUGCUGAACUUCAUCAGCCUCCGGAAGCUGAGUCCUCGCUACACCCCAAGGGUGGCAAGACCAAGACCUCCAAGAAGACAGCCAAGCGCAAGGCUCUGAUUGAUCUGAAGGCAGUGCUGGCUCAGCCACUUCAGCCCAUGCAGUGUCCGUUUUUGCCUUCUGCUGUACAGGAUGAGCUAGAGAUGGGCAAAGACCAGCGACGGGUGAUCCAGGAGGCCUUUGCAAGUGACAACGUCAUUGCCGACUUUAUGAAAGAAAAGCGUCGGGCAGAGCAGAACAGCAAACCGAAAGUUAUCGAUCUGGUGCUUCCAGGAUGGGGCGAGUGGGGAGGCGCGGGACUACGGCCGAGUAAGAAGAAGAAGAGACGGUUCCUUAUCAAACCAGCAGCUGGGCCCCCAAGGAAAGACAGGCACCUGCCCAAUGUUAUCCUGAGUGAACAGCGCAAUAUUUUAGCAGCGGUGCAUCAGGUGAACCAGCUGCCCUUCCCCUUUGAGGACAGCAAGCAAUUUGAACGCAGCAUCCAAGCACCCGUGGGCCCCACUUGGAACACCCAGCGUGCUUUUCAGCGUCUGACAGCUCCUCACAUUGUCACCCAGCCUGGCCACAUCAUCCGGCCUAUCAGUGCUGAGGACAGUGAGAUGCUCUGCAAAGUGGAAAAGGCAAAAGCCAUGGGAAGGAAGCCGGAUUUGGCACUGUCAUUGUCACCCCGCAAUCAUCACCCACGCCACGCCUCGAAGAGGAAGGCUCGGCGGAGCUAAGUCCUACAGUGGCUCUGCCAUACAGGCCAGACUCCUUGGGCUAACUGGCGUUGUCGUCUUCUUAUUUUCUUCAUUCAAUUAUAUUGAUUUUCAGUAUAUAACACAGAAACACAUACAACAAAUGUCUUCGUUUCCCCUCCCUCCUUCCGUUUAUUCCCACAGAACAAAUCAGUUUAUUAAAUUCUGCCAGAGUCCAUUGAGUGAAUCAGGUGGAUGCCGGUCAUCAGGGUUAUCAUUUCAAAAACCCAAUGAAAGGAUGACAAGUUUCAGUUAAGUCAUCUAUGUCUUCUGUGCUGUUCAGUACUUCUACUCUGCUUGUUCGUUUUUCCAGUAAGGCAAAUUGUCCGUGCAUCUUGCUUCCACACACAAUUCUGUAAAUGAUCCAGUCUCUUCCAUUUCUGUGUCACCAAGUGGAAAGUGAAUCAAUUAACUGUUUGUAUAACAUCGUGGAACAGUAAGA